Messenger RNA from Fonticula alba, 702 nucleotides. RefSeq lists its product as hypothetical. The coding region runs from base 1 to 702 and encodes 233 amino acids. The transcript is spliced from 2 exons. Lineage: Eukaryota; Rotosphaerida; Fonticulaceae. The record is from RefSeq and is a predicted model, not a curated record.
AUGUUCUCCUCGAAAUCCACCCGCGUUGCGAUGAUCUUGGUGGCCAGCUAUGUUCUCAUGGCCGGCGCCGCCUCGGCCGCGGCCGCCGGGCGCUGUGAAGGCCGCGACCUGCUGUACCCCACGACAACCGACGAGCUGAAUGAAUUCUGCUCCGAGGCCAGCGACUGCUCCGAGAAGUGCAUCCUGGCUCGCAACGCCUUCCACUACUGCUCGGAAGAGUCGGAGACCGACUGCCUCUCGCAGAUGACCCGACUUGUGGUCGACUGUCGCCGGGUCGCCCCGGCUUCCUUUGGGGCGUCUCUGCAGCGCGUCUGCUUUGAUCCGCAAUCCGGGCCCGAUGGCGAUGGCGACGGCCCAGACGCACCGUCGUCCGGCCCCGACAGCAGCCUGGACCUCGAGCAUCCGGGAAAUGGCGACUUCUGCCCCGUCUCCGGCGUGGAGAAGCACUGCCACGAAUCGGAUCUGGACUGCUCGCGCGCAUGCGCCCAAGCCAUCGAGCCAUACUACUUCUGCUACCUGGGGCAGGACAAGUGCCAUCUGGCGAUGGAGAUUUACAUCGCCCAGUGCCAGGACGCCCAGCCGUCAUCCUUUGCCGCCGGGCUAGAGCGCUAUUGCAACGAGGCCCCCGGAGGGCUGGCGACCUGGCGUGCUGGUGCCAUGGCUGUGGCCGCGGUGCUCAGCAUCCUCCUGGCCCUCCUGUGA